AACAAAAUGGCCGCCCCUAUCGCCCCCAAGGAGGAGAUGAGUGCUCUCAACCUCUACUCUCGCUUCGCCUUCGCUGGUGCCAUGUGCUGCGCCAUCACUCACGGUGCUGCCACUCCUCUCGAUGUCGUCAAGACCCGUAUCCAGCUUGACCCCGUCACCUACAACCGCGGUAUGCUCGGUGGUUUCCGCCAGGUCAUCCAGAACGAGGGUGCUGGCGCUCUCCUGACUGGUUUCGGUCCUACCGCCGCCGGUUACUUCCUCCAGGGUGCCUUCAAGUUCGGUGGAUACGAGUUCUUCAAGCAGCAGUCCAUCAACGCCCUUGGCUACGAGACUGCCAAGAACAACCGCACCGCCGUCUACCUCGCCUCCGCCGGUGCCGCUGAGUUCAUUGCCGAUAUCGCCCUGUGCCCUCUCGAGGCCACCCGUAUCCGUCUUGUCUCCCAGCCCACCUUCGCUAGCGGUCUCCUCCCUGCCAUGACCCGCAUCAUGAAGGAGGAGGGUAUCGGUGCCUUCUACUCCGGAUUCGGACCCAUCCUGUUCAAGCAGGUCCCCUACACCAUGGCCAAGUUCGUCGUCUUCGAGAAGGUCUCCGAGGCCAUCCUCGCCAAGGUCAACAAGGAGACUCUCUCCGACUCUGGCAAGACCGGUAUCAACCUCGGCUCCGGUCUCAUCGCCGGUCUCGCCGCCGCCAUCAUCUCCCAGCCCGCUGACACCAUGCUCUCCAAGAUCAACAAGACCCAGGGUGCUCCUGGUGAGGGUACCGUCACUCGUCUGAUCAAGAUCGGAAAAGAGCUCGGUAUCCGUGGCUCUUACGGUGGUAUCGGUGCCCGUCUCUUCAUGGUUGGCUCCAUCACCGCCGGUCAGUUCGCCAUCUACGGUGACAUCAAGCGCAUGCUCGGUGCCACUGGUGGUGUUGAGAUCGGUAAAUAAAUGACUCGAGUCUAAUAUGCUCGGGAGGAUUAUAGAGACUACCCUUAGAAUUUUUUUUGUUUUACGCCUUGUCCAUCCCCCACACACGAUGUACAAUAUUUUGUCUCAGUUUCCUUUCAAGAACAAGCUCGUUUUUUUUGUCAC
Messenger RNA from Penicillium concentricum, 1074 nucleotides. RefSeq names its product putative mitochondrial phosphate carrier protein (Mir1). Bases 7 to 930 code for a protein of 307 amino acids. The transcript has 4 exons. Gene Ontology annotation, molecular function: phosphate transmembrane transporter activity. Gene Ontology annotation, biological process: mitochondrial phosphate ion transmembrane transport. The record is from RefSeq and is a predicted model, not a curated record. Gene Ontology annotation, cellular component: mitochondrial inner membrane. Lineage: Eukaryota; Fungi; Ascomycota; Eurotiomycetes; Eurotiales; Aspergillaceae.